Molecule: messenger RNA, 765 nt
Organism: Paramecium sonneborni
Lineage: Eukaryota; Ciliophora; Oligohymenophorea; Peniculida; Parameciidae
Source: the annotation of a GenBank genome assembly
AUGGAUGCUGAAAACCUUUAAGAUAGGGUAGUAGAGAUUGAUGAAUAGUGGAAAAGGUUAAGAAAUUUGAUAAGUUCAAUUCAAUUAUACUUAUAUAUAUAAUUGAUCAUUGUCAUAAGUUCUCUAUCAUUACCUUGGUUGUAUGAAUGUUAAAAAAAAUCAAUUUUUUAUUUAAUUUCGAGAUUAUUGCAAUACUCAUUCCACUUAUUUAGUAUUAUCAAAAUAAAAAAAAGUGUAGAAAUAAUAUAUGAAGACAUUAGAUAAUUAGUCCAAAUAUUUAAUUAAUAAGUAAAUAUUUGGUCUGCAGUUAUAAGUAAUCAUGAAGGAUUAAAAAAAUGCAAUGAAUUGAUUUAUAUAAUAAUGUUUAUUGUAGGAAAUGCAGUGUUUCUGUAAAAUAAUCUAUUGUUAAGUAAAUGGAUUUUAGUUAUUUAAUUAAUUAUUGGAUGGAUUGCAGUAGGAUUAACAGAUCUUGUAUUAUUUUUUAUUUGUUUGAUGCUGCCUUGUUUAAUAUGUAGAAUUAAUAGAUAAAGACAAGAACAAAUAAACAGAGCAGAUCUUCUAAUAGGAACUUAAAUCAAAUACUCUGAUUUAGAUAGUCCAAACACUCAGCCUUGCUAUAUUUGUUUAUAAAAUUAUUCCAAUGAUGAUCUUAUUGUUAAAUUAAGCUGCAAUCCUAAUCAUGUGUUUCAUUCAAAUUGUAUUCAGCCUUGGGCUCAAAUACAUGAUACAUGUCCAGUUUGUAGAUAAAGAUUUUAGUAAUAAUGA